Ctenocephalides felis (cat flea) is the source of this 840-nucleotide messenger RNA. RefSeq names its product odorant receptor 4-like. Gene Ontology annotation, cellular component: plasma membrane. Gene Ontology annotation, biological process: sensory perception of smell; detection of chemical stimulus involved in sensory perception of smell. The record is from RefSeq and is a predicted model, not a curated record. The transcript has 6 exons. The annotation marks the transcript as partial. Gene Ontology annotation, molecular function: odorant binding; olfactory receptor activity. Lineage: Eukaryota; Metazoa; Arthropoda; Insecta; Siphonaptera; Pulicidae.
AUGAUCAGUAGCGCACGCGUGAGCAAAUUAGAAGCGAGCGAUCCAAAAUCAUUAGAAAUUAUUCAAAAGUACGAAAAGUCUGCUUUAGUUAAUUUGACGACCUUUAUGAGCUUGGCAGUGGUUACAAUAAGUGGUUUAUCAACCAGGCCUGUGAUGGAACAUAAAAUAAAAGGCGAUGACAGAAUACUGCCAUUUAUUGGAUGGUAUCCUUAUAAUAUAAUUGCUUCACCAGCUUAUGAAAUCAGCUACAUUCAUCAAAUUUUUGGAUUUUUUUUGUCAGCUUGUGGAGAUAUUAUGCAUGACGUGCUAAUGGCAAACUUAAUGGGUUUAUUUUGCUGCCAGCUAGAAUUAUUAAUGAAUAAAAUCCAGAAUUUAACGGAUCGUGUACAAGAAGAGGAGGAAUUGUAUGAAGAACUAUGUAAAUGCAUUGAUAAGCACGAAGAAAUAUAUGUUGGAACUAAGUGUUUACAGAAUUGCUUGAGCCCAGCAGUAUUUUUGCAUUUUUCUGUGACUAGUUUAAUUCUAUGUGCAUCUUUAUACCAGUUAGCCAAGCUGUCGUCACAUGGGGCUUCGCUAAUGGCGGUCAUAACAUCAUUGGGAUAUUUUUUCUCUAUGUUAUAUCAAUUAUUUCUUUACUGUUGGAACGGCAACCAACUUCUAGCGCUGCGAUUACAUACUUUAUACAGAGUACUUCAAGUGUCCGAAGCUGCUUACAGGCAAAUGGUAUAUUACUUCAACAAAUUCCGAGCAAGUUUGCGAAUGAUGAUGAUGAGAUCACAAAAGCCUAUUCGAAUCACUGCUGGGUCAUUUAUAAAUCUUACAUUACAAACAUAUGUAGCG